GAGUUUUUUCUGCCUACGCUCUUUCUUUGCGCUGUCGCUUAAUUUCUUAAGCUCGUACGAAGCCAUGCGAGGCUCUCGUUGCGCGGGAAUUUGACAUUGCAUGUCGGGCAGAUCGCCUGCCUACGAGUGCUGGUGAAACACAAUCCCGGGGUAUUCAAACCUUUGUGUAGCUCUUGGAGGAGCUGGUUUUUUAUGGCGUCUGGAGGCAAGAUGAAGGCGCUCUUAGAAGCCGGUCCUGAGGAACGUGUGAAGCGUCGGAAAGUUGCUUUUGCGGCAAUUCCUGAAUCCGUUGUGUCUUGCAACGCCAAUGAGUGCAUGAAGUUGCUGUUCGUUAGUUCUGCUCAGGAUAUGCAAGAUGAGUCGCAAAGAGAAGAGAUUAUGUGCGAUCCACAGUUUGCGGAGCGAAUUUUUGGAGAAGAUGGAACCAUUUAUGGAUAUGAAGGCUUGGAGAUUGAUUUGUGGCUUCAAUCCAACACGUUCCAUGCUUACGUCGACAUACGUUUCAUUAAGAAGGUUGAAGGUGGGAAGAAUCCUCCUACAGAUAUUUGGUCACAGUUGAAGAAAGUUUUCGGAGAUAGCAUGACUGACGAUCGUGAGGCCUUUGUUAGUAGCUUAACCGUGAACUCACUUGCCUUCGAGAAAAUGAUUAAAGAGAAAAGCGAGGCCGUAACCAAGCCCUGGAGAAUAGGAUGUGAAUCUCCUGAUGAAUCAGUUGCUGAUAAAAAGUGCGAGGUCAUCGUUGAUGAGAUUUCAGAGAAGUCUGGACAGAUCGUGCGCAUGGAGCUCAUUGAUCCCACAGUCCGCGCAUGGCACAAAAGGCUGAAUCCACUUUCCCUUUUCUACAUAGAAGGAGCUCGUCCUAUAGAAGACGACGACCCUUUGUGGGAAGUGUACCUGGCGUUGGAGAUUCAUGACGACCGGAGGAAGAUCAUGGGCUUUUGCAACGUUUACCGCUUUUACCACUAUCCUGACAGCACAAGACUAAGAAUAAGUCAGAUACUCGUGCUUCCACUUUAUCAAGGAAUGGGUUACGGCUUGCAUCUUCUAGAGGCCGUGAACGACACUGCAGUCGGUCGGGGAUGCUACGACGUCACGAUGGAAGAGCCUUCGAUAAAUCUGCAAAAGCUUCGGGACACCAUGGACAUUUUGAGGCUGCUGUCGAUUCCUUCGCAGGAGUUGAAGGCGCAAGUUGAGGAUGCGAUUAGCGACGGCAUACAGAGACUGCAUUCGCGCAAGGUGCCGAAUUCAUCGAGGCCCGAAGUGCCUGAGGUCGAAGCAGCUUCAGCCGGAUCGAGUAAUGGCUUCCGCGGGAAAUCCUCACACAAGCUGACCAACGGUGUGAAAGAAAGGAGUCUCCUCGACCCCCCGAAGCAAUUGAGGGACCAAGUCAGAAAUCUCUUGAAAAUAAAUAAGAAGCAAUUCAAACGCUGCUGGGAGCAGCUCCUAUUCCUUCAUCUUGAUCCGCAGGACAAAGAUCUGCAGGACAUGUUUCAAUCGGGUCUGAUCCAGCGCUUGAACUCGGAGCUGUUCGGGAAGGACAAAGAGCUCGAGAAACAAGCAGGCAAACAAAUCUUUGACACCGAGAACGAAUACGACAGCUCGAAAACCUUCGUCAUGGUCCGUGUGAAAUCGAAAACCGGCCAAGUCCCGAGCUUCGAGACGGACGGUCGCUCCACGGAGCCUGCUGCGGAAGACAAGGUCAAGGCACUGCAGGAGUCCCUCAGCGAGAGGGAGGAAGAGCUCUACGGCGUAGCAAGGGACGUCGCCCGCCACUGCCAUCGGCUGGGGAUCGCCAUUCCCACCAUCGAGCACUGGACGAAGCCCGAGGCCCAAAACGUGGACGAAAACUCGAGCGGCUCCUCUUCGCCCAUGUAAAUCUGAGAAACCUCGCAAUGCCAGGAAAAUUAUUUCAGAGGGAAUCCUUCGCAUCGAGAGAAUGAGUCCGUGGUGAUCCACGGAACCCCAUCCGUGGGCACGCUGUCGAGACGAGGGAAAUGGCGAGGCUCCAUGAACCCGUAGCUCCGCGGAUGGAUCCUCAGAUGGGCCUCUGCUCCUCUCGGCCCAGAGAGAGCAAGACCUUGCGGUGAAGUGCCGCCAUACUUGUUGCAAGGGUGAAGAAUUCACCAAUUCUAAUUGUACAUGUAAAAGGAACACAAAGGGAAGAGCGUUUCAUCUCGUGGUCGCUCUCAUCUGCUCACUGUGGGGUCCGUAUCGGUCUGGCUCGGAAGCAUCGGAUGAAGUGGCCGGUCGAUUUCCGAAUCCUCGGCUGGACAGUUCCAUUAUGUAGCAUGAGGGAGGGAGAAGGCGGUCUCAUCCGCUUUCGGUGUAAGAAUGUCGCAGCAAAUCUAGAAUUGGAGCUGCAGCUCACGCUGCGCGCGGGGUAAGACGGGAUGUGUACGAGGCCAAGCCGUCGUCGUGAGCAAGAGCCUCGAUCGCUGUGACGACUGGAGAAAGUGCGGUACAGCGUGUCGGUGAAAUGAUGUCGAUCAAUUUUGGAUGUAGAGUUAGAUUAGAUCGCUGCACUUCGGUAUUUUUACUUCUGAAGCAGAGCUGUAAAUUAAAUUCUGAAGCCCGGGCUCAGGGAGAGGCAUUUGGCACCGUCGUAGAAAUCGUACUCCGAUCAUUUUGUCGUCCUGAGCCUCGCGGUCGGGGGCCGAUCCCUGCCCGCCACGAGGAGUGCUCGGUACCCCGACAACGACGGCUCAGGCACCCGUUCACUUUCUUAUUAAAGUCAACCCCACGGCAUGGUGCCCCCUACGGGGAAGUUAGAAUCCAAAGUAUGUAUC
Molecule: messenger RNA, 2786 nt
Organism: Marchantia polymorpha subsp. ruderalis
Lineage: Eukaryota; Viridiplantae; Streptophyta; Marchantiopsida; Marchantiales; Marchantiaceae
Source: the annotation of a GenBank genome assembly